Sycon ciliatum is the source of this 1555-nucleotide messenger RNA. RefSeq names its product tumor necrosis factor-like. The record is from RefSeq and is a predicted model, not a curated record. Gene Ontology annotation, cellular component: membrane. Lineage: Eukaryota; Metazoa; Porifera; Calcarea; Leucosolenida; Sycettidae. Gene Ontology annotation, biological process: immune response. Bases 120 to 809 code for a protein of 229 amino acids. Gene Ontology annotation, molecular function: tumor necrosis factor receptor binding. The transcript is spliced from 5 exons.
GGCAUGGAACUUCAUUUCACUACGUUCUAAGCCUUUCCAAGAGCACUUGUGGUGGUGUUGUGUAAAUAGACCAGAUAAUCCAAGGUUUCAAACUCAGCUUACCCUGUUCUAAAUCAAACAUGAAGCUCCUUCACGCGCUAUUCGUACUGGGACUGGCAGUCGGCACCACAUUCGCAGCAGUAGACGAAGAUGAAGUCGUGGAUGCCGAAGACGAUCUCGAGCUUACGAGAGCGAGACGUCAGGUAGUUGCCCAACCCGUGUACCAAGUGCCAGUAGUAGCCCCUGGCCAGCCCAUUGCGGCAAACCCCACCGUCAGCCAAUACUACGAAACCCUGGAGAAUGCACUCGUCAACUUGGCCGUGGUGUCGUCGCGGACCAAGCCAGCGGCUCACAUCGUCGGAAACGCACAGGCCAGCUGGCACGUCAGCUCACAAGGUCCUCUGAAGAUCUGGAAGGAGAAGGUGACCAAUGGUGGCAUGAAGCUGGACCCUACGUCACAUGAGCUUAUCGUGCCCACGAGUGGCCCAUACUAUUGCUACGCUCAAGUCUAUUUCAACACUGGUCGUGAACAGGCGGCCGGUACCAAGCCCCCAUCACCGCGUCAUGAGUCCGAUGCUCGCUUCUACCUAUUCGUCAACCAGAAGGCAACAUUGCUCAGCAGUGAGCAGCCAGCCAUUGAAGUAUCGGCUUACACCGGUGCCGUCAUGCAGCUUAACGCACAGGACCGCAUCAGCGUGCACGUAUACACGCCCAACGUGCGUGUGUGGCGUGGCGAGGAUCACUCCUUCUUCGGUUGUUACCUCAUCUAGAUCUCCAUGCUCUCGGCCUACCCAGGCGUGCAUUGGAAUGACACAUGAGGUAUUGAAAAAUCUACAAGUGACAAUGACACGGUAAUAACUACAAGCUUAUGUUCAACAAUAUUGUAUAGCAUUGAAAAUUCUCUAAUGGCAGUGUGCCCAAUCAAUUGCUACAGCCAGAUGAUAACCUUCUUAUUGUUUUAUACUUCUAUGAUACGAAAGACACGCUUGUCGUGCCUGCUUAAUCAAUUUUACUGAGCACACGACUACCUAAUAAAUUCAAUAUAUUAAUAUUAAUCCUAAACCGAGUUAUCUUUGUACAGAACGCGUUAAAAAACUGCUAAACCCAGACUACUGACCUCUCUCUCACUGCCUCUCUCUCUCUCUCUCUCUCUCUCUCUCUCUCUCUCUCUCUCUCUCUCUCUCUCUCUCUCUCUCCCCCCCCCUCCCUCUCUCAUUCUCUCUCUCUCUCUCUCUCUCUCUCUAUCCUCUGCCCUUUUCGUAAUUCAGUUAAUCUGAUCUUCUUCCUUCGACGUACUCAUUCCCCUGUAUAUUUGUGACUUCUUAUAUAAGAAUGUCCUUUACGUGAAUUAAUUCCAUUUUCGAAUGACAAUCUUAGGAUCUGUCCUGCACACUGAAAAGUCCCCGUCACUGUCCACUCCCUGCUAUCCCGUGAAUCGGGGACACCUUUAUUUUGCAUCACUAAAUUGCAUGACAUAGUCCGCUUGAUCUAAAUGCUGACUCUAGCUAACCCGUGA